Monodelphis domestica (gray short-tailed opossum) is the source of this 927-nucleotide messenger RNA. RefSeq names its product chromosome 3 C6orf52 homolog (gene C3H6orf52). The record is from RefSeq and is a predicted model, not a curated record. NCBI's taxonomy places the organism in Eukaryota, Metazoa, Chordata, Mammalia, Didelphimorphia, Didelphidae.
AGAAUUCCAGUAUCAAUGGCAAGGAGUUUGAGUUCUGCAGACUUUGAUUUAAUCCAGCAAAGCAAUUAUUUCUGGUACUGGCAAUGGAUGAAGACUGAGUUACAACUUGACCACUCUGGUACCUAUUAUCAACAGCACCAAACCUGCUAUUUGCAGUCAGAUUUUGAACCUUAUUUUGAAUAUAAUUAUAACUGUGUAUUUUAUGGGAAUAUUCAAGAUGUCUCCUCUGCAAAGGAGAACACGAAAGAUCUAGCUGAAAUUCCAGUCAUGUCAGAGGAUUGGACUACAAAUAAUGAUGAAGAGCAAACUGAAGAUCCACAGAUUCACUUAGAUAUUGAGAACCUGAACAAGGAGUUUAUGGUGGAAAGUGAAGAGCUUUAUGAUUCCCUAAUGAAUUGUCAUUGGCAGCCUCUGGACACGGUUGCUUCUUGGAUCCCAAAUAAUACCCAGGAGUAAUUUUGCGAAUACAAAAAAAUUCCCAAUAAGGUGCUAUCCAAUGUCUAUAUUUGGUACUUUUUAGUGUGGGUCAGAAGUCACAUUUUGUUUUAUUCCACAGACAUUUGUUUGAACAUAAUUUUUGGAUGACUGGAGAACAGUAAGAUAAUGAAGAAUUAACCUUCAAGAAAAUAAAGAUACUUAACCAGUAAAUGCAUUUUACUCAUCAUUUAAGAUACUGGGUGGUAUACCUGAGGCAACAUUUAAAGUGUGCUUUUCUUUUCCUUUCCAUGAAAGCAAGAAUACAGCUUUACUUCUUAAAAGACUGACUGGUUUCAGUUUAGAAAUGGAGAAGCCUGGAGCCCAUUUCUGGGUGACAUCUAAAAAUUCUCUAUUGUGCCCUUGAGGGUAUGUGACUAUUCAGUGGAGGCUUUAGGUUUUGUUUUUUUUUUGUUGUUGUUGUUUUUUUCAUUUGAAUAAAUUUAGUCAAUU